CCUAACUUCCUCAUCUUCCACACUGGGUGUACUGCGUAGGCUAGGCUAGUCUCGUUCGGCGUGUAGAGUCAAAGGGAUUUUUGUGUUUGUUGGCUAAACAACCUUUUGAGUUGCAUAUUGGAAAGUCCCAGCGGAACUCAAAAGGUUGUUUAUCCAGCUAUCGGCAGACAAAUCCUAAAUCUAAAAAGGAACAUUUUAAAGCUGGAUCAUUCGAUCAGCAUGAAGUUCAUAAUUGAAGUUUAUCUGUUGGGUCUAAUUACAUCUCCCGCAUCUACAGCCACACAUUCGCUGAAAUACUUCUACACAGCAACUUCAGGAAUACCAAACUUCCCAGAGUUUGUAACAGUGGGGCUGGUGGAUGGCCUGCCUAUCUCAUACUACGACAGUAACAUCCGCAGAGAGACGCCUCGUCAGGAUUGGAUGGCUGAAACUCAGGGUUUUGAGUACUGGGAGAGACAGACUCAGGAGUCCAUCAGUGCUGAGCACAGCUUCAAAGCCAACAUAGAUAUUGCCAAGGUGCGCUUCAACCAGAGUGGAGGUGUACACACACUCCAGAGGAUGUUAGGUUGUGAGUGGGAUGAGGAGACUGGAGCUACAGAUGGGUAUGAUCAGGAUGGUUAUGAUGGUGAGGACUUUAUAUCUCUGGAUCUGAAGAACCUGAGAUGGAUCGCUCCAGUGCAGCAGGCCUUCAUCACCAAACAGAAGUGGGACUAUAACAAAGCUCAGCUUGAGUACUUGGAGAACUACUACACCCAUAUCUGUAUUGACUGGCUGAAGAAAUAUGUGGACUAUGGGAAGAGCACUCUGAAGAGGACAGUCCCCCCCUCUGUGUCUCUGCUCCAGAAGAGCCCCUCCUCUCCAGUCACCUGCCACGCUACAGGCUUCUACCCCAGAAGUGUCAUGGUGUUCUGGAGGAGAGAUGGAGAACAGGUGUACGAGGAUGUGGAGCAUGGAGAGGUUCUCCACAACGAGGAUGGAACCUUCCAGAACAGUGUUCACCUGACAGUGAAGCCUGAGGACCUGGACAGCAGGAGGUAUGAGUGUGUGGUUCAGCUCUCGGGGGUUCAGGAGGACUUUGUCACCAGACUGGAGCGCUCUGUGGUGAAGACCAACCAUGGAAACACUGGAAGGACCAACCCAGGUGCAGAAGGUUCUGGUUCCUCUGGUCUCAUCAUUGGAGCUGUGGUUGGUGUUCUUCUGCUGGUCGCCAUCGUCUGUGGAGUCGUCAUCUGGAAGAAGAAGAAGGAUGCUAAGAAAGGCUUUGCUCCAGCUAACACUUCUGACGAUGGAUCUAACUCUUCCGGGAAUUCUUAUGAUACCGUGAACUCACAGGAAGCUCUCAUCCUCUCACAAUAACUUCACAGAACCAUGAAUGGACACCCCAGUGCAGUCAGACACCUUGCUGGGGAAAGAGAAACCAUGGCAGGACAGAGAUGAACACACUUUGAUUGAGUUUAUCUUUGUUCCCUCUUAUGUGUUUGCAGUCUCUUACAUGUUACAUAGAUUAUCCACUGGCUCUCAUUCUAAAACUGGGGGGAAAACAGGAAGCUAGAUAUUUAGGUAAUCAGGAAGUGUCUUUGACAUACGUGUGUGGUGUAUCGGAUCAUUCAGUGAAUACAUUUAUUGGGAUAUAAUUCUGAUGUACUUUCAAUCCAAUUUUCCAUACUUCACAUUUUUCUUUCUUUGUGGGACACUCUAGAACACUGUGGAGGUUCCUGUGUAAGACACACUGCUCCAUGUACACAAUGUACAAAGCAACUUCAGGUUUUCUUGUUGGUUAGUGGUAACUGAUUUAAAUUGUUGAAAUAUUUUUUUUUACUGUUGCUUCCUUUUCUACAGGUACACUUGCACUUCAUUCAUGCACGAUUCAUGUUGUUUAAUUGUAACUUGUUUAACUACAUGCUCUUGUGGUUCUUCCCUUUGGCACUUACUUUGGCUGUUCACAAUAUGUGCUUCAUGUUUUGGCUACCCACAAUGUUUUUGGGGCUAUCUUGUUGUUAUCAGUGACCUAUGCACUUUGUAAAGCUCUCUCUUGGAAGUCGCUUUGGAUAAAAGCCUCUGCUAAAUGAAUAAAUGUAAAUGUUUUAACAUGAACAUUUUAUCAUUAAAAUAUUAAUAUGUUUAA
Osmerus eperlanus (European smelt) is the source of this 2125-nucleotide messenger RNA. Its product is annotated as major histocompatibility complex class I-related gene protein-like. Gene Ontology annotation, biological process: immune response. The coding region runs from base 220 to 1356 and encodes 378 amino acids. Gene Ontology annotation, cellular component: external side of plasma membrane. The transcript has 8 exons. The record is from RefSeq and is a predicted model, not a curated record. NCBI's taxonomy places the organism in Eukaryota, Metazoa, Chordata, Actinopteri, Osmeriformes, Osmeridae.